AUGGAGAKCCAGCCAACCACCUGGCGCCGUAACGAUGAUCCCGAAUAUGCAGACGACCCCGAGUUCAACCAGUACACGACCCAGCUCUCCGACAAGCUCUUCUCCCUCACCGCCAGCAUCUCCAAACUCUCCAACCAAAUCGCCCUCCUCGGCACCCGGCGAGAGACUGAUCGCGUGCGGGAGCGCGUCCAAGAUCUCCUCUCUGAAACAGGCGACAGCUUCCAGGACAUAGGCCAAGGUCUCAAAAAAGUAGGCGCCUGGCAUGACAUGGGACCCAGCCAGAAAUACACCGCCAACAAGCUCGGAAACGAGUUCCGUGCAUCCUUGACCGAGUUCCAGGGUCUACAGAGACUUGCACUGGAAAAGCAGAGAGCGAGCGCGACGGCGGCACGGACAGCGUUGGAUUCUGAGGGCGUGAGCUCACCAGGCGGAGGCGAAGGCGGACAACAGCAGCAACAGCUUCAACAACAACAGCAACAGGAACUACGAUUAGCGGACCAGAGCGAGGUGGACUUCCAGGAGUCUCUCAUCACAGAACGGGAGGCGGAGAUUGUACAGAUUGAGCAAAGCGUAGGUCAGCUCAAUGAACUAUUCAGAGAUGUCGCGACACUGGUACACGAUCAGGGGAUGAGCUUGGAUAUCAUAUCCGAGAAUGUUGAGUCUACGAGGGAUGACACCAGAAAUGCGGAUCAGCAGUUGAGAACCGCGAGUCGGCAUCAGAAGAGCGCGAGAGGGAAGGCAUGCUGCUUGUUGAUAAUCUUGGCGGUUGUUUUGGCGGUCGUCAUUUUGGCUGUGGUGCUGAGUUGA
Molecule: messenger RNA, 807 nt
Organism: Ramularia collo-cygni
Lineage: Eukaryota; Fungi; Ascomycota; Dothideomycetes; Mycosphaerellales; Mycosphaerellaceae
Product: related to SNARE domain protein
Exons: 1
Coding region: 1-807 (268 amino acids)
Biological process (GO): intracellular protein transport; vesicle fusion; Golgi to vacuole transport
Cellular component (GO): SNARE complex; membrane; endomembrane system
Molecular function (GO): SNAP receptor activity; SNARE binding
Source: RefSeq, a predicted model, not a curated record